Molecule: messenger RNA, 1657 nt
Organism: Solea solea (common sole)
Lineage: Eukaryota; Metazoa; Chordata; Actinopteri; Pleuronectiformes; Soleidae
Product: membrane cofactor protein-like
Exons: 11
Coding region: 102-1526 (474 amino acids)
Source: RefSeq, a predicted model, not a curated record
UCCUCCUCUACGGUAUAAAUCACUGUGUGAUCCUCAUGUUGCCAUUUGUGACUUGUAAACCGCCUCUGACUUAAUUCAGCUGAGUGACGGUGACAGUAAACAUGAUAAUCCUCGGGUGGACUGUUCUGGUGCUGUGUGCUGCCCUGGUCUCCACAGCUCAAGUAUCAAAGAAAUGCUCAGCCCCGCCGAAAUAUCCUCAGACCAAACUGAAUGAGAAGUAUGGCAGCAGACAGACGUUCAGCAGCGGAGAGAAGGUUUACUACAACUGCGCUGAGGACUUCGCUCCAUCCCGAGGCAGCAGGUCUGCGGAGUGUGUGGAGGGAAGUUGGACCAAACUGACGCUCAAGUGCGAAAAGCAAUCGUGUGGCUACGCGGGCGAUCUAUACAAUGGUCAGCUCCAUUAUGAAGGGAAUUCGUUCAUUGGGGAGAAAGUUUAUGCAACAUGUAAUGAGGGAUUCACUCUGAAAGGAGUGAACUUCAUGAUAUGCAAGAAGUCUGGGUGGACUGGUGAAUUUCCAAAGUGUGAAGCGGCAGAGAAAACCUGCUCCGCCCCUGUUUUGGCCAACUCUGCCAGCAGUGGUGGAAAGGAUCUUUUGUACCGAGUUGGAGACAAAGUGACCUUCACCUGCACUUCAGGUUUCCAGCUGCACGGAGCUCAGCAGGUCACUUGCGGACCCAGUGGCCAGUGGCAGCCUCAACUGCCUCAGUGUCUGCCUUCACCUAACAAAACUGAACCGUCCUCUGACAAACAAACAGGUGGAUGUGGUGUUCCACCAGCCGUCGGCAACUCAAAUUCCAACCUCGCGGACAAGUACAUCACCAUGACAUCUUUUGCUUCUGGUGACAGAGUCCAAUUCGCGUGUGAUGUUGGAUAUGUCUCAGCGGGCGGCAGCAGAUACCGCACGUGUAAUAAUGGCAAAUGGACACCAUUGCGUCUAAAAUGUGAACGAAAACAGUGUGGCUAUGCUGGAGAGAUUCUCAAUGGACAGUUCACAUACACAGGAGUAGAGUUUGGAGACACUGCUACUGGCGUCUGCGAUGAGGGGUAUGUUCUGGUAGGGAGGGGAACCAGAAACUGCCUUAGUAGAGGCUGGGAUGGACGUGUUCCUGUUUGUGAAGCUAUGACGUGUCCAGAGCCUUCACAGGAGACAAAUGCAGAGUUGCGAGAACUUAAGGAGCCUCCUCACACAUACAGGAGUGUAGUGCGCUAUUGGUGUCCCGUGGGAACACUUGUUGGACAAAAGGAGAUCUGGUGCACCAAGAAUGGGACAUGGAGCGCACCUCCUCCAAAUUGCAAAGAAAUUUCAUGUCCAUCUCCAAAUGUGUCCAAUGGCUUCUGGAGAGGAGCUCACAAUAAUAUUGCGUACCAAUACAGGGAGAAUACAUCGAUUAAGUGUAACCCAGGCUACACUCUGUUUGGCUCCAGCACAGUUAUGUGUGGCUAUGAUGGCCGCUGGUCCCCUGGCCUCCCCGAAUGUAGACGCACGGCCCGUGACAGCUACCGGAGGCGCUACCAUGCCAAAUGAAAUGUGGAGGAUGAAGUAAUUAAUCCCUUAUCUAAUGCUUCUUUUCAAAAUACACAUUCUAAUAAUGGACUAACAAUAACAAUUUGCUGAUAUAACGUAUUAUACAGGCAUUAAAAUUAGUUUGAAAUGAA